This is a messenger RNA of Panicum virgatum (switchgrass), 999 nucleotides long. RefSeq lists its product as uncharacterized. The transcript is spliced from 4 exons. The record is from RefSeq and is a predicted model, not a curated record. Gene Ontology annotation, molecular function: protein binding. NCBI's taxonomy places the organism in Eukaryota, Viridiplantae, Streptophyta, Magnoliopsida, Poales, Poaceae. The coding region runs from base 1 to 999 and encodes 332 amino acids.
AUGGUUGAAUCGGCAAGCGCAGGACGUACGCGGAUCCGCCGCGCCGCUUCCCCCGUCCUUCCGGAGGAGCUCGUCGUCUGGGAGAUCCUCGUCCGCCUGCCGGCGAAGGCGCUCCUCCGCUGCCGCGCGGUCUGCCGCCCCUGGCUGCGCCUCAUCACCUCCGACCCCGACUUCCUCCGCGCCCACCACCUGCGCCAGCCGUCGCUCCCUCUCGUUUUCUUCCACAACCACAUCAGUUUCUACAGCCGCGACCUCGUCGACGCCGCCGUCGACGCCUUCGACCUCCGGCGAUCCCCCGCCGAGCGCCAGCCCGUCCUCCGUUUCAACGAUUGCAACCACCACCGUCACUUCGAGGUCCGCGCCUCCCACACGGCAGUGGACCACACUGCCCGCCCUCGCGGAAGCAGCAUCGCGGGGCUGUACCCGCACGGCUCGUCCGGCGAGUACCGCGUCCUGUACAGGGAGAUGAAGAGGAAGAGAUGUCACGAUGGAGGUAAUGUCUACUACGUCCUCACCGUGGGAUCCUCUGCAGAGCCAAGGUGCAUUGGGUGCCCUGUAACCUCACCAUCCAUGGAGCGGUCUCUGACUUACAUCAGCCAUCUCCCGGCCAUCUUGCUACGGAGCUGCCUGCACUGGGGUCAACGGUUUCUGAAACAUGAGCUAAUUGCUUUUGACACGGUUGCUGAGUCAUUCAGACGUAUCAGUGCUCCUGCAGAUUACAAUUGGGCAUGGUCGGAUUUGUUUGACAUGGAUGGUAUGCUUGGCGUAAGCAGUGUAAAUGAGAGUGAGACGAUGGUGGAACUCUGGGUGCUUCAGGACUACAAGAUGGAGAAUGGAGAUAUGCUGGUCUACUGCGACAACGCUUCGCAUCUGUUUCACUGCAGCAGCAACGGCAAAUUGCUGCAGAAAUUCCAGUGGGAUCGUGUGUUUCUAAUGGUUACCGGACAUUGCUACCUGCCUUUGAGUAACCAGGCUAUUCAGAUAUUUACUUCUGUUUAG